Molecule: messenger RNA, 2952 nt
Organism: Scleropages formosus (Asian bonytongue)
Lineage: Eukaryota; Metazoa; Chordata; Actinopteri; Osteoglossiformes; Osteoglossidae
Gene: zap70
Product: zeta chain of T cell receptor associated protein kinase 70
Exons: 13
Coding region: 282-2123 (613 amino acids)
Biological process (GO): intracellular signal transduction; protein phosphorylation
Cellular component (GO): cytoplasm
Molecular function (GO): non-membrane spanning protein tyrosine kinase activity; ATP binding
Source: RefSeq, a predicted model, not a curated record
CGGCUUUUCACCUUCUGGCAGUUGGUGCAUCAGAGGCAAGGAAGUCGGGUUGCUGCUUCUGAGAAGUCAGUGGAGGACAGGCAGCUGCCAGUGUUGGCUCCCGGCGUGGUGCAGUGCCCAUCGAGCGGUUUAUCAGGCAGACAUCAAGGAACAGGACCUGGGCUACAGGUACAGGUCUAUGUACAAGACAAACGAUCGUUGUCAGAAACAACAAGCCACGCAGCGCCCAUCAGCUCCAGAUUAACAAUCAGCAGUCACGCUCAUCUAUCUGCGAGUCCACCAUGAUAGACCCCGCGGCAGAACUGCCUUUCUUUUAUGGGAGCAUCAGUCGUGCAGAGGCUGAAGAGCACCUGAAGCUUGCAGGCAUGAUGGAUGGGCUGUUCCUGCUACGCCAAUGUUUGCGCAGCCUUGGCGGCUACGUUCUCUCCUUGGUGUGGCAACUGGACUUCCACCACUACCCUGUGGAGAAGCAGCUCAAUGGCACAUACUGUAUCGCUGGGGGCAAGUCACACUGUGGCCCAGCAGAGCUCUGCCAGUACUACAGCCAGGAUGCGGACGGGCUGGUGUGCACCCUGCGCAAGCCAUGCCUGCGCUCACCUGACACACCCAUCCGCAUGGGUGUCUUUGACAGCCUGAGAGAGAACAUGCUACGCGAGUAUGUGCGGCAGACCUGGAACCUGGAGGGGAAUGCAAUGGAGCAAGCCAUCAUCAGCCAGGCCCCACAGCUGGAGAAGCUGAUUGCCACCACUGCUCAUGAGAAGAUGUCCUGGUACCACGGCAAGAUCUCGCGCACAGAGAGUGAGCGGCGCCUUUACUCUGGUGCACAGCCAGACGGCAAGUUCCUAGUAAGAGAGAGGGAUGAAUCGGGGACUUUUGCCCUUUCUAUCAUGUACGGCAAAACAGUCUAUCACUAUCAGAUCCUACUGGACAAGUCCGGGAAAUACUCUAUGCCAGAGGGAACCAAGUUUGAUACCAUAUGGCAGCUGGUGGAAUAUUUGAAGCUGAAGCACGAUGGCCUUGUGACCAUCCUACGGGAGGCCUGUGUGAACCCCAACUCAACCGAAGCCACUACUGCAAUACCUGCUAUACCCAGUCAUAGAAGUAAUCGUACAAAUGGAUACACACCAGCACCUGGAGUUCCCCCUGGUGCUGCCAAAUUGUCUGAGACUUUGUCGAGUGACCGACGCACCAUGCCAAUGGACACCAGCGUGUACGAAAGCCCAUAUAGUGACCCUGAGGCCCUGAAGGAGAAGAAACUCUUCCUGAAGAGGGAUCAGCUGAUGAUUGAUGAGGUGGAGCUUGGCUCAGGCAACUUUGGCUGCGUCAAGAAAGGGGUCUACAAGAUGAGGAAGAAACAAAUUGAUGUGGCUAUUAAAGUACUGAAGAGUGAGAAUGAGAAGGCGGUGAAGGACGAAAUGAUGAAAGAAGCAGAGAUCAUGCACCAGCUGGACAACCCCUACAUUGUCCGCAUGAUCGGCCUCUGCCAGGCUGAGAAUCUCAUGCUGGUGAUGGAAAUGGCACCUGCUGGGCCUCUCAACAAGUACUUGUCAACAAAGAAGGAACAAAUCACCGUGGAGAAUGUUGUGGAGCUGAUGCACCAGGUUUCUCUGGGUAUGGUGUACCUGGAGGAAAACAAUUUUGUCCACAGAGACUUGGCUGCCCGCAAUGUUUUGCUGGUUAACCAGCACUACGCCAAGAUCAGUGACUUUGGCCUGUCUAAGGCCCUGGGGGCCAAUGACAACUAUUACAAGGCACGAACAGCAGGUAAGUGGCCGUUGAAGUGGUAUGCCCCAGAGUGCAUCAACUUCCAUAAAUUUUCCAGCAAGAGUGACGUGUGGAGUUAUGGUAUCACAAUGUGGGAGGCCUUCUCCUUCGGAGGGAAACCAUACAAGAAAAUGAAGGGUCCAGAGGUGAUCAGUUUCAUAGAGAGCGGUAAUCGCAUGGACUGCCCCCCUGGAUGUCCAGACACGAUGUACACUCUGAUGAAGGACUGCUGGACGUACAAGCACGAGGACCGACCUAACUUUGUCCAGGUAGAGGACCGUAUGCGGACCUACUAUUACUCCAUUUCCAAGAAGACACCUUCUAAAGAGGAGGCUACAGCAGCAGCACCUGAAAAGUAAAGCAGCUAGACACAGUCUUGCCUUUGGUCACAUGAGAGUUAUCUUCCAACGUGAAUAAAACCCCAAUACUGUAAAAAACCUGUUAUCUAUAGAGCUGUGGCACUGAGUUACGGCUUUGAUAAUGGCAUUGCAGUGUGCAUUUUAUGGGCACUUAAUGCAACUUUUACCCGUAUUGUGUUUGCUAAAUCUGAUAAGGUGCCUACUAUAAGAAAAUCAGAAAAAAGUCUUCAUGUUUUUGGAGGGAUUAUGUUAUAAUUUUUUAAAAUAUCUUACACUCCUAAUGUUUGUCCUACUAGCUCUACUCAGACUAGUUUACUUAUAAGAGGCACAGAAGAAUACUUAGAAAAAGUGUAUUUAAAUAUAGUCAUUUCUGCUCCUGCAAUGGCAAAAAAAUAAUUGUGAGUGUUUUAUAAUAGUUACUGCAACAGUGACACCUUCUGGUAGCUGGUAGAGUUCUGAAACAACAACCAUACACUUACGCCUAUUCAUUUAGCUGAUGCUUUUCGCCAAAGCAACUUACAAUGUUAAAGAACCUACAACUACUUAUCCAUUUACAUAUCAGGGUAAUUUUUACUGGAGAAAUUUCGGGUAAGCACCUUGCUUAGAUCUACCACAGCUAGACAUGGGAUCUUUGUGUUCAAAGGCAGCAGCUCUAAUCACCACUGCCCUUGUUAAGUGUCCCAACAUUUAAUUUGUCAUAAUUUUCUAUCCAUAACAAAGGGAUUUGGGUGAAUAUUGAUUAAAAAAAGAACAUUGUGAAUGUGUAUCUGAGGCCUGUAAGAGCAAAAAUGGUGCAAACAAUAAAUAUUAAUGAGAAUUUUGAUUCAAA